This is a messenger RNA of Symbiodinium natans, 660 nucleotides long. NCBI's taxonomy places the organism in Eukaryota, Dinophyceae, Suessiales, Symbiodiniaceae. The record is from the annotation of a GenBank genome assembly.
AUGUUCUCAAGAACGGACGUGCAGAAAACAUCGGCAGGGACGGGGCAGCACGUCAACGAGAUCCGGCGCGGCGCCGGCGCUCUCAAGCACGACCGGGCGGUGCAAAUCAUCGCCUUGCCAGCGGUCUUCGGCUGCACGGCGAUGAACGCCCUGACAAAGAUGUUCCAGGGCGCCGCGGGCGUUGACAUGGAGGACCUGCUCGCCGGCGAUUCGCUUCUCCAGCUCGCCAGCGUGAAGCCUCACGGCAAUGCCACGGCGACGGACGCCGCGCAAGUCUACACCGCGCAGGUGGAGACCUGCUACCAGGUGGGUGACCUUUACGAAGCCUGGGCGCUGUACCAGUUCUGCAAGAUGACGCUGGAGAUUCUGCGGAGCUCUUUGGAGCACAUCGCGAAUGAGCGGCAAAAGUCCGACGAGCGCCACGUCGUAGCUUCUGGGCUGCUAGUGGCUCACAAGUCCUUGGCCGACAUCGCCUAUACGGGGGUGAUCAUGUUCCUGGUCGUCUGCUGCGCGCAGGCUGGCUGGUCGCUGUACCUCCUGACCUUCACCAAUCCGGAGGAGAACUGGGCCGACUACAACAGCCAGAUGGGACGCUUUCAGGCAGCCGGUCUGGUGACCUCCAUGGCGGCCAUCUACAACCUGAACACGGUGGAGCCCUGA